GCAGAAGGACAUCGGAUCGUCUCGGGGAGCAAAGUGACAUUUGCCAAAGAACAGCGGACAACAGUGGAAAUUGGACCAUGGAAUGGAAGAGCGUGCUGACACGAAGCCAGUCACUACGUAGUGUCAACUCGUCGUAUGACAAGCCAGCCUAUAAGGAUGCCAGGAUUCUCAGUAGGACGGUUUCUGUGUCCAAAUUGGUUGAAAGAUAUCUAGCUACAACCAAAAAUACUGGUACCACUUCUAAAGAAAACGAUGUCAUAAAAGGGAAGCCAUCAAUUCAUGAGAAGAAAACAGCAGAACCUCCAAUUGUGAAUGGCCCAAAAUACAACACAAAACCUCAGCUGGAGUCUCCAAAGGCCAGAGAGGAGAAAUGGGAAGUCUCUUGGCCCAAAACCAGUUUGAGUCGCAGCAAGUCGACGGGGAGUCUCCAACUCAAUGUCAAUGUGUCCAUCGAGGCCUUAAAAGCAUGUUUUGAGUUGGGAAAUAAGGUGGAAAACACUUUUAGAGUGGAAACCGACGCAAAGCCUUCCAAAGAUGUCGAGCUAGUGACGCAUGGAGAGAUUAAAAUGUUAGCAAAGGAGCAGAAGGCUCCCAACGCUCCAGUGCAUCCCGGCAAGAGUGAUGCAAAGAAAGUGAAUGCUCCACAAAAGGUGGAGACGCAAACCCUUACAGAGAGAAAGAAAACAACUGGCAGUGUUGAAAGAACUGCAACUUCUGAAGCUAAUGAAAAAUGCAGGUCAGUCCCAGACUUCAGAGAAAACUCCGUUGUCCAAGAAAGUGAGAAACCGUGCGUCUCAGUCAAAGCUUUAUCUGCACUCUACUUGUCAAAAGUGGCAACGCAAGAAGAGAAACGGACAGUUUUAAAACCGGCACAAGAUAGCUCCUCUGAACCUGGGAGACACGUAAAACUAAUGAAGAUGGCUGAAAACAGCCAACUGAAGAACGAAGACCACCACCGGCUCAGACCAGAAGAUAACCUUGAGACACAGUCACAACAACUCUCACAAUUACCAACAGCCAAAGAAAGUCUACACCACCAGAGGCAGAAAUGUGAACUGAGAAGACUCCUGAAGCACACGCACCCGGAAUUGAAGAUGCUGGAUGAGGUUGUAGAUGAGGAACUUGCAGAGGUUUUGAGCUCAGAAUCAGAGGUGACAGCUGAUGAAACUGGAUACGAGGGAGAGGUCCGCUCCAGAUGCCUGAUAUUUGAGAGCUGUUCCCAGAGAGAUGAAGUAUCAGCUUUCACCCCCAGGAUGCAUAUGACUGAAGAAUUAAUUGAUAAAGGCAGUGUCGGUAAAACAUCAGCUGUUUUCGAGGAUCCAGGCGAGAAGCUUUAUCUUGACCAGACAGCGGCAACUUGUCCGGAUUCCAACAGAGAGUGUGAGGAGGAUGUUAAGAGAAUAAAUGUCCAUGAAACAAGAAGGAUAUUUGAGAGUCAGAGUGUGGAUACCUCCCAGCCAAAUUCAGAAAAGGUUGAAGUUUCAACUCCUAGUAUUUUGACUGGCUUGGUCCAAGAACAGGGGAGGGGGAAAAAUGACCAAAAUUUACAGCGCAAAGUCAAAGCCAACGAUGUCAAUUUGAAAGCACAACCCAAAGAAGGGUCAUGCAAUGCUGGUCAUAGCACAGAGAUGGAAAAUGAAAAACUACCCGGUCUGGAAGUUGAAGAACAACAUGCAGAAAGUAUAAAAACUAGAGCAUAUCUCAUGCAAAACAACCCAUUCAUAGCUGAAAACAUAGAACAUUCCAACAUUUAUAUGGAAAAGCCCAAAAUAAUACCAGAAGGUGAUUUCACCACCAAGGUCAAGAAUAGAACCCAUUUGUUUGAAUCAAUGCCGUUUGACAAAAUCAAACAACAGAAUAGGGACCAAGUUGAGACAAUGGUGGAGACGCUGAAGGAAUCUCUGACCUCUCUUGAUCGAUUUAAUGUCAUUCGUGCAGAUGGCGCAAUAAUCGAGGUGAACGAGACCAUGAGAGCUAAGAAGGCCAAGUACAAAUUAUCAGAGAGUGGAGCUACGAUAAAUUAUGAUGACGUUUCUGAGGGUAAUUUUCAAAACUUCAUACUCCAACUGCUACCACGAGCAAACCUAAAGCCUCAGGUCACUUACCUAAUGGAGGCUUGCAAUGGAAGCAUUAAGAGCACAUUAGUCAAUGUGCCAGUGCACCAACAUCAGUUCACUGGCACCCAGGACAUGGAAUGUAACACUGUUAAUGUGGUUCAACUUGUGGAGGAUAUUCUCAAUCAAGACAACUCUCUAAGGAAAGGAGUGAUCAUUCAGGAGGCUGAUGAGAAAUCUGCAGACAUCGUCAUUUAUUCGCUCUACAAGUACUCAGAUGAGCAAGACGUGCGGCGAUAUUGUCCUCAAGAGUAUUUUGCAGAGACGGAUGAAAGAAAAUCACCCUUAAUCUUUCCAGACAGUCCCUGUCAAGAAUCAGUCAACUGUGAAGUGACAAUGAAAGGGAAUGUGAAACUAUUUAGAAGUUGCAUUGAAAAGGGGGACCUGGAGUACCUGAAAACUCUUCAGGCAAAGUCAACAUGUGAAGAGCAGGAAGUUUCUCUUAAACAAACAACGGGACAAUGCAGAGAUAUUGAUCCUGAACAAAGAGGUGAUUUCGCAGAUGAGGGUACUCCAGAGUGGGUACCAGUGGAUAUAAAGAAACUGAGAAACAUGUUCUCUGAAAAUCAAAGACAAACACAAUCCAAUAACAUUGCCAAUAAAGAUUUUCCCGUUUCAACUACGAUCUCAAAGUCUCAAAAUGUAACCUUUGAGAACAUUCACUCAUCUCCAGUGAAUGAGGAUGUUUCUACUGAAAGAAAUGAAGAUAAACUUAUCCAGUGUGGUAGCCAAUCUCAAGCAUCAAUAAACCCCCUCAGGUUAGAGCAAUUUGAGACAAUGUGUGGAGACGAAGUUAUCCAGCCUGACUUCAUCAAGGUGACAGAUGAAAAUGAAAUAUCUAACCUUCAAACUGCUAUCAAUAGCCUCCAAAAAGCUACAAUGGAAGCACAAUCUUUACAUCAGUUAUCACAAGAAAAGCAGAAAUCCAAAUCAGUCGCUUCCACUGAGACACCAGAUAUCUCAGCACCUGAUAACUAUUCACAACUAAAACAAAAGGAACUGAACACAUCACCUCAAAACAGUAAAACACCUGAGGAACAAGGUUGGAGUACUAAUUCUGCACCACAUACUCAAAAUGAAAUAAAGUACCAUAACCAAAUUGUUCCAAAGGAAAUCCACACAGCGACAAGCCCCAUAAAUAUAUAUAGCAAAGACGAUGUCCAAGUACAGUACUUCCAAGCUACUGUGGUUUCUCCAGAUGGUCCAGAGACACAACAAAAGGAAGAGGAAACUGUCUUUCAGGGCAAUCUCAAAUCAGCAUUGGACUCCUUAGGGAGAUCAAACAUGAAUGUUACAAGAGGAGAUUUUAGAGCAGCCAUGUUAUACCGGCAGGCCUCAAAACCUCCAAACGAAAGGGCAAAAACUACAGCUGAACUUCCAAGUAGCAAAGUAAUCAAUCAAGAAAUUUGUGCUACGGCAUUCCCAACUCAACCAAGUCCAAGUAAUGUCACAGAUGAGAAAACAAGUGCAAAUGUUAAUCCAAUAAGUACUGUUACACAGAAAAAUAGAAAGCCUAUUGGACCCAAGCCCGCCAUCCCACCAAAACCUGAGCAUUUGAAGGUCAAACAGCAGAAUAACCAUUCAACAAAUGCAGAAAAACAUACAAAUGAUACAAAUACUGACAAACUAACUACAGAUAUAUCCAAAAUAAAAAUUGAUAAAGAAGCUGAACAUGAUCUAGAGAGUCAGAGAAAGUUGAGUAAUGAACUACAAAAGCCUCACGAAAAUGGCAAAACAGAACAAAGCCAAGGACCACAGACCACAUUGGAAACGUCUGACAGAGAUAAACAAAAGUUAGACUUACAAGACAGAACCCUGGAAAAUGUCUCACAGGAUAUCCUGGUCAUAAAGAAGACCACUGAGGGAGCAGAUUGCAAUGAGACAUGCAAAACAUUAGGGGGCACGAAUGAUCUUUCAAAAAUGAGACCACCUAUAAAGCCGAAAAGAGUGAAAAUAUCUCAACCUGACAACAAAAUGUCAGACAUUUCUACACAAGUAGAUGAAGAACCACAAUCCCCACUACUUAGUAGCUCUUGUAGUAGCCCAAGGAAACAAAAAGAUGACAACAAUGAGCAAGAAAUUAAGCAGGAAGGCAAAGUUGAGUUAAGGGCAAAGAGGGGAAAGCUGGAAACCGAGGAUGAACGCCGUCAGCGUCUGUCAGUCCACAUGGACGAGAUCAUACGGGGCAACAUCGGUGCAGCCAUGGAGAUUUUUGACAACUUGCGGAAGCAAGAGGAACUGCGGGGCAUCCUCGGUCGGGUCGAAGAGAUCGAACAGGACACCAGUAACGUUGACGUGAGGUCACUGAGAAAAGUAUUUGAAGAUGUCCCUGACUGGGUUGUCUCACCCAACAAAAAGAAACCUAAGCAGGCGAAAAACAAAGAAACAAAGACGCCAUCAUCAGCGAAAGGGAAUAAAUCCUCAAUGGCGCAUAUUUUUGGAGAUCUUGAAAGAGCCAGUGAAGAAAUUAUGACUCUUAAGGAACAAACUUUAGCCCGGCUUGUUGACAUUGAGGAAGCCAUAAAAAAGGCUCUGUGUUCUGUCUCUAAUUUAAAAUCUGAGUCUGAUAUUGCCAGUCUGUCAUGCCUGUUUGAAGAGUCAUUAGGAAGUGCGCAAGGUAACAUUAGCAAAAAGAUAAGCAUAGGAUCAAGCAAAACUGAAUCCCUGCAGGUGAAAGAAGGCACCACAGCGCCACCAUGUGGCCAGAAUGCAAGCGUUGCAAUAACCCCAAAGCCCAGAGAAGGUCUUCCUUGUUCACCCGCUUUUAUCUCUAUCCAGUCAGUUGCCAAAAAAUCUGAUAAACCACAGCCUCUGCCUCUAGAGGCCACAAUAUGCCCAUCUUGCCAGCACAGCCCAGAGAAAUUCUACUCAACCAAAAUGGUUCAAUGUAACAGCCCUGCUGUAAACAGAAAAGAGCCCACCGGCUACUUCCCACAACGAGAAAUCAGUGUACUGGAGGUGCAAACGGACAUGGACGGGAGUCGAAUCUUAGGCGCCAAGACAGUCAAAGGAAACUACGAGAGGUUGGACGCCCACGGCAAUAGGAUUUACUCGUCGACCACGUCCACCUUUGUUACCACUCAGCCUGAAACCAGAAUGACAUCGACCGAUGUGAUAGUGACCAGUCCAGCUUUGCAUCAGGUCACCACAUACCCAGAGAUUCUUUUGCCUGUCAACCCAAAUCCUUAAUUUUAUAACACUAUGCAUUUCAACUUGAUUUCCUACGAGUU
Molecule: messenger RNA, 5344 nt
Organism: Corythoichthys intestinalis (scribbled pipefish)
Lineage: Eukaryota; Metazoa; Chordata; Actinopteri; Syngnathiformes; Syngnathidae
Product: xin actin-binding repeat-containing protein 1
Exons: 8
Coding region: 78-5303 (1741 amino acids)
Biological process (GO): actin cytoskeleton organization; actin filament organization
Cellular component (GO): focal adhesion; stress fiber
Molecular function (GO): actin filament binding
Source: RefSeq, a predicted model, not a curated record